AUGCUGGUCGACGGAGUCGUUUACGUAGAUAAGGGCCCACACCAGCUCCGCAGCUCGGGCCCUCAGCUUCGUCGCAUCCGUCGUCUAGUAGUUCCUGAACAUCCGAACAUUACUCCUAAGCGGCCUGAGACUGAUUGCGGUGGUGAGAACGACGUGGUCGCUUUGCCCAGCGCUGCUGCUGCGACUACCAUCUCCUCUAGCUCGUGGAGCUUGGAAACGUAUGCUGGUCCCGAUGACAAUAUUGGCUGGCCGGAUGCGGCAUUAGUUGAUUCCAUUUGA
Molecule: messenger RNA, 279 nt
Organism: Echinostoma caproni
Lineage: Eukaryota; Metazoa; Platyhelminthes; Trematoda; Plagiorchiida; Echinostomatidae
Source: the annotation of a GenBank genome assembly